CUUGUUAGGCUAGGCAGAAGAAUGGGCUGAACAUUUAUUUCCGGAAGUAAACAUUUCAUUCAAUUUGUAUUUUCAAGACAUAUGCGAAAUAUCUUUUUGCGCAUAGAAGUCAGGUUGUCAGAAAUACACAAUCUCUUACUUUUUGUUAAAUUGUUGUCAGGGUGCUGUAAACAAGAUGGACGUUUUAUCCAUACAAAUAAGGACCACCAGAAAAUCUCGUUGUUUUUUGCUUUUGAACGAUCAAGCAUGACUUACAUCUUUGUAUCCAGACUGUGUUUACUGCGCAGUUAUCUAUCAUGCUGACACAUAGUCUUCCAAGCAGAUCUGUUCCAAUGACAACCAAGGUGUUGAAAAAGUAUCUGAACGAGCCGUCUCCUCUUGAUGGGUUUUUCGAGCUGAAAGAGCUAUCUCUUGUAAGCCAUAUUGAAGCUCUAAAGAGGAUAGCGAAUGAGGAUUCGCCAUCUCAAAAUUUUAACUGUUCUUCAAAUAACACAUGUCUUCCGGUUUUGUUAAAUGUACCCAACGGCUCAGAACAAUCAUCGCUCUCAAGUAUACAAAAUAGACCUUCGUCUAAUCAUAAUGCAUGGACUGUAGAUCCUGCAUCAGUUCCUGGAAAUUUGAGAGGUGAAACCACCUCAAAGCUGGGAAAUCUUUCCAUUGAGGAAAUACUCAGCCGUGGCUCAUCUGUGUCUGACAAGGUGAAAGAAGAAACGGACGAACUACCUUGUGUGGACAAGAACUUCGUCAGAGCAAGACGAAAAUCAUUGAAAUCAUCGAAAAAAAAGCCAGGGAAAAAGAAGAGCACAUCUUUAGGGGCUCACAGUACUGCAACACUCACAAUCUUGCCCAAAUUUACCAAGGGCACCCAGAGUGCUCUACAUUCAUCAGCUGCUGGUGACAUUGAUGGGUUGAGUGCCUUUUGCCAAGGAGUUACUAUUCAUGAAAAACCCGGAGGCAAUUCCAAUGUGAAAAAAAGUCAAGACAAAUCCAAAUUGCACAAUACUCUGAGCUCUCAUCAAAAGCCGUCAUUUGCCAGUAAAAGCCUCAAUGCUGCCAUAGUAGAAUACAGUAGAAAAAAUGCCUCUUACCCCGAAGUUACUCUCCAUAAGAAGAAAACAAGCAACAGUAUUGAUGAAGACUCUGUGCGGUUGACAAAAGUGUACCUGUCUGAGAAGCAGUCUGGCCACAUCUCAGACAGUGGAACUACCUAUCCCUGCGCUCCCCCUGCAACUCCAACAGCAGAGCAAAUGAAGAAAUAUGAAUAUGUGCCAUCUCUUCACGACAUUCGUGCUCAAAGGUCGUUCCGCAACCGUUUACAGUUGAUGGAAACAAGGGCAGCAAAAAAAGAGAAAAAGAAACAAGAUGAAAACUUGCGAUUGGAGCAGUUGUCCAUGCGAGAAAGAAAGAUAGAAAUGAAAAGAAGGCAGCGCUUAGAGAUAUACGCCUUGAACAAGAUAAUGACAGAUCUGGAACACGAGAGAUUCCACCAGUUUAUGUCCUCUGCAGGAUCUAAUGUAUAAAAAUACCAUCAUCACGUUUUAACAUUAAUAUAAAAUUGCUGUUAUCAUUUCUUUUAUUGCCUUAGGAAUCUCAUGUGGAUUUAUAUUUUUCUGGUCUAAAAGGACAGGAUUUUUAAUGCCUUAACUGCUGCUUAUAAAAUAAGGAAUUGUCAAAAGGGGGGGGGGGGGUUAAUUUAUACCAUUGCCUCUAGUGUAAACUUUUCAUUUUCUUUUAUAGUAACAGAGGUUAAGCUCCUUAAAAUUUCUUUUGUCACUCAUGAAAUUAAAAUUGUCUUGGUAAUACUUAUCCUUCAAUUGUAGCACAAACACUCUCGUAUAAGGCAGGAAAUAGUCUCAUUUAUGUGCAGUUAAUGGGUGAAAUCAGGCCCAGGACAAUCUCAGGCAAAGCAGGGAAGGAGUUUGCAUAAUCUGAUUAGUUAUAUUGUUUUGUUGCAUCAGGUUAGAUUAUUGGGUUUGCCACCAAAAGAUUGUGAGUUUGAACCCCUCAGGGCCUGAUGUUAUGUUCUAGGCAAAGGUGCUUUACACAAAUUUUCCUCACUUCACACAAGUGGGAAAAGGUACCCAAACUCAACCAUAGACGGCGAAAGCCGCUUGGACUGUUCGCUACCCGUGGAGCUGAGAACAUUUUUUCUUGGGUCUUCUGUGGUAAUAAUAGUUGUAAAGUGCAUGGCUAUGUGCUAUAUAAAUUAAAUUAAUAUUAUUUUUAUUAUUAUUCUAUUUUAUUGGUGGUCACCUCCACCAUUUACUCAGUUUCAAGCACAUUUUUCCCUAAAUUUCAGAACAUUUUAAACGUUUGAGUUCUGAUGGCCAAUACAUCAUUGCCCUUUUUUUUUUACACUUUCCUUGAUUUGCCUGUCAGCCGAGUGCCCUACCAUGGCACCAGAUGCUUCUAUUGUCAGCUUUGCUCACUUCAAAGGGGUAGAUCUACACUUUUCAAACUUUGGCCUGUUCAGGGCAUAUUAUUAUAUUCUGUCCAUCAUUUUGAGCUCAUUCUUUGUGAAUCUCUUGUCUCCUAUUUGCACUCUUUUUCUGAUAUUAUUUAGGAAACACAAUUUCGGUGUUUUUGUAGUCCAAAUAUUGAUUAAACUGCAGAAAUGUGUUCUUGAAUAUUUCACACAUGAUUAUGUUUGUAGACAUAGUCUUAACUGAUGAAACUCAUUUCUUAAAAUGUAACUGUUUCCCAUUCUCAAGACUUACUGUAACAUUUAAUUUAGAAUUUUAUGCAAGUCCCUAACCAUGAACAAGCACAUAGCCUCCACGAUUAUAUCUUUGUGCUCAGUUGCAUCGUGAUCACUGAACGUGUGUCCUCAUUCUCUGUUACUGAUGCUGUAAAAGAAAAUAAAGACAGGCAUACCACACACACUUGGAAAAAGAGUUACAUUGUACCUAUCAAUAGCUUGGGGAGAGGUGGUGGUAUUGUGGUGUUAGUAAAACCUGUUUUUGGUUGUAUUGUUCAGGGCAUAUUAUUAUAUUAUGCAAUUCCUGAUAUAUUAUUUUUCUAAAGAUUACAUUUUUUAUUUCAUUCAUUUUGCUAAGUCAUUGUCUAUGGUGUCAAACUACGUGUGAGAAUCUACAAAUGCAUUGUGAAGGGUGAUUUAUGACUGAAGCAUUACCCAAACCUGUGUUUCUUUUGUAAAUUUAAUAACUGUAGGCCUACUGUACACAGAGUUUGCUUUUUUUCUGCACAUCUUUUAUUUUCGCGUUUUCCCCAUUUAGUUUUUCGUGAGCUUUUGAAAGUCUUAAUUUGAGUCUCCCAGUAUCAUUUCAUUCAGUGCAAUAGUGCCACUUUUAACAUUUUGCAAAUUAUUUUAUCCUCAAAUUUCUUUUGAAAUCUCAAAAUUUACAAAUUAAAGUCAUGUGCAGAAAAAAAAUGGAUACAGUAGGCCUAUUGUAUUGAUUUGUAUGCUGUCGUCAAGUUCUUGUCUGUGAAUCGUAUUGCAAACUUUUGAAGUUUCUCCAUAAUUUGAAUGGCUGUGAUCUUUUAUUACAAUAUGUUAUAUUAUUUUUAGAUCUGAUGUGUUCCACAUUUUGCAACAACUGUUGAGCAAAGUUGAUUGUCUUCUAUCUAUAUUGUUUUUACCAUGCAAAUUCAGUUUACAUAUAAUGGUUGUGAUGUGCAUGACACGUUUCAGGAAGCAGCCUUGUAAGAUUUGCUAGAUCAUGUAAUUUUUAACAGCACUGUGUCUAAAUAGUAACAGCUAAUGUGAAUUAGCUCAUCCUGUAAAUCUUUACUGAAAUAUGCAUUUCAGAUUGUCUACAAAUGCCUUCAAGCACUACAUCAAAAGCUGAGUUGCUUCUCUCAUUGCUACUCUGUGUCACUAUCAAUAUUAACAAAACAGUUUUAAGUCAAGAGUUUUGUACCUUAAUUUAUGUGGUGUUGUAUUGACAUGGCUUACCUUAUGAUCUCAAUAUGAGCUCAUGCCAAAUAUAAUAGGAGGACGUACACUUUUUUUUUUUACCUCUAUAAACACAAAAUUAUAAUAUGGAAAUUGAUAGAUGGUGAGUGUUUACGUUGUUCUUUUUCCAGAAACUCAAAAUAUCUUUGAGGAAGUGAAGUUUUCUUCCUUUGUAAUGUCUUCUCUCUAGGUGGAAAGCCUGUGGCAGUGCUCAUUUAGAUAAAAAGGAUAAAAUUUUCGAACAGUUUGCCUGCUAUAACAGGUUACUUUUGUUAAAUGGUUGGCUAAAAAAAAAAUACUAGUACAAUGUAGGUAGGGAUAUUUAUUUUAACCGACCAUGUAACAAUUUUUCAAAAUAUGCAUUCUGUUGUUGUGCCUGCUUGAAUUAUGGUAAAUCUGAAGUGAUUAUGAUAGAUACAAUUGAAUGUGUUUCAAUUUUGUCAUGACCAUUAUAUAGUCUUUUUCAUGAUCUCAAUGACUCUAAUCUUUAAGUAUUAUACUGUUGCGAAGGUUUUGUCCUAAAGCAUAAUUCGCCGUUUACCAUGUGUUGUUUAAUUUAAAAUCAAAAUGGGUUCACAAGCAGGUGGUUGAUGGGCGUUCUGUGGUGGUUGAUUAAUUCCUUCUGGUUCUCAUUCUCAGCAUUACUAGGUCUAGUCUGAACUUAUUGUUGGCAAAGUGUUCAAGUCUUUGCUGUUUCACAGUUUAAUUUGCUUGAUUAUGAAUGUCUCUUAUUUGUCUGGAGUAGAAAAAGCUCUAAAUAAUCUAACCUGUGUCAGUGGGGGUGUGAAGCAGUUACUAUCAUUGUAAUUGUAGUCCAUCAAAAUGUGGCUUCUUCCUUGUUGACGUACCAUAUACUGCAAAAAUGAACAACUCAUUAUGAUGGCAUACUACCCUUCAAUUUUUUUUUUAAGUUGACACACCAGAUGAAGUAGAAUUUUCUUUCGACCUUUUCUGAUAUGAUCUCCCACAGCACUUUGAGGAGUGGGCUCUCAGCAUAGUACAAAUUAAAUGUAGUAGACAUAUAUUUCCUUUGCUGCAGUUUCCUAAAAGUGUUUUUCAAAGUUUGCUUGCUUCUACAUCUCAUGGAUUUUUUAUGGGGAUAUUUUACUUUAUUUUUUAAAUGUACAAUGUGUCAUACAAAACAUGUUCUGGUCAUACCAGGUACAGACACAAAAACUUUUGAAUAUGAUCAGUAAGGCAGUAAGAGAGCAGCCGUGCUAUUUAUCUUUUUUUUAAACUUUUAAAAAAUAGUACUUUUGCAAAGUAUGAAUGGUAUAGAAUUGCAUGAAAACAGCAAUAACAUUCUGUGGAUGAUCUUUAUAUUUUUAAAACAAUGAAAUAUAGUACUCUUAUAAACAAAAGGAGUCGCUCAGAAAACAAA
This is a messenger RNA of Aplysia californica (California sea hare), 5297 nucleotides long. RefSeq lists its product as uncharacterized. The record is from RefSeq and is a predicted model, not a curated record. Gene Ontology annotation, biological process: protein secretion; negative regulation of protein ubiquitination. The transcript has 5 exons. NCBI's taxonomy places the organism in Eukaryota, Metazoa, Mollusca, Gastropoda, Aplysiida, Aplysiidae. The coding region runs from base 297 to 1520 and encodes 407 amino acids. Gene Ontology annotation, cellular component: apical part of cell.